Brassica rapa (field mustard) is the source of this 2188-nucleotide messenger RNA. RefSeq names its product phosphatidylinositol 4-kinase gamma 3. NCBI's taxonomy places the organism in Eukaryota, Viridiplantae, Streptophyta, Magnoliopsida, Brassicales, Brassicaceae. The record is from RefSeq and is a predicted model, not a curated record. Gene Ontology annotation, molecular function: protein binding.
CCCCACAAAAUUCGCCGCUGUUCAAAGAAGACUCGUUAGCUGAUACUGUUUGCGCCUCUCUCUCUCUCUCUCUCUCUCUCUGGGUACACACGCUCAAAUUUUCUCGAGAAUUCUCGGGAAAAUUCUGAAAAGAGUUUCCAGAUUCUCGACGGUUAGAUCUUAACCAAACCAGUCUCGAUUGAUUCAUCAGCUUCACGGAUUUUGAUUCCGAGGUUCGUUGCUGAAUGAAGGCGUAGGUGGUUUUGGGAUUCGUUUAGCUUCAAUAUGAAUUCAGUUGGCAAGAUGUGAUUUACAAGGUUCUUCGUUUCUGAGUUCCUGAAUCCGUGCGGGAACUUGGGUCUUUUUUAAAACUACACGGAAGAAGAGGAUUAAAGGUUGAGUUUCCGCGCUCUUAUUCCUGUUGAGCUCCUUAGAUUUCUCUCCAGCUCUUGAGGAUUUAGUAUUAGAAGUUUGUACAGUUGGUAUGUCAAUUGCUAGUGUAGCUCUCAGUCCAGCCCUGGAAGAAGUUGUCAACUUUCCAGGUUUUAUUGGACGGUUCGGUUUGGACUUAGACGACCCAAUCCUGAUAUUCCUGUCUAUUUCCGGAUCUCUGAGCCCCUUAAGGGUCAUGGAGUCGGAUCUGAUAGCUUCCGUGAAGCUGAGGAUUCAGAGUAUCAAGGGAUUUUUUGUGAAGAAGCAGAAGCUGGGAUAUGAUGGUAGAGAGCCAGCUCGAAAUGAUUCUCAAGUUCGAGAUUGUGGUCUUGCUGAUGGGGAACUGUUGCAUUUGGUUAUUAGGCUUUCUGAUCUCCAAGCUAUCUCCGUCAAGACUCUGGGAGGGAAGGAGUUUGAGCUCUUUGUUGAGAGGAGUAGAAACGUUGGUUACGUGAAGCAGAAAAUAGCUUUAAGGGAAAACGAGCUUGGGAAUACAUGGGAUCAUGAACUCACGUUAGAUGGUGAAGAGCUAGAUGACCAGAGACUCAUCACUGAUCUCUGUAAAGACGGAGAGAGUGUGAUUCAUUUGCUGAUUAGGAAAUCCGCUAAAGUCAGAGCAAAACCUGUUGGGAAGGAUUUUGAGGUUUCUAUCGACGAUGUAACUCACAAUCACAACUCAGUGGAUGGUAGAAGAAGACUCAUAUCACCACAAGAAAAGCCUAAAGAUUUCUUUGUGGAGCCUGUUGUUGUUAACCAUGAAAUUGAACCGCCUUCACUGGUCAAAGAGCUUAUCAACUCCACUAUAGAGGGCUUGGAGAAUGGAAACGGCCCGAUCAAAUCAUCUGAUGGGUCAGGGGGAGCUUACUUCAUGCAAGAUCCGUCCGGAAACAAAUACGUAUCCGUCUUCAAACCCAUUGACGAGGAGCCACUGGCCGUGAACAAUCCGCACGGACAGCCUGUUUCAGUUGACGGGGAGGGACUAAAGAAAGGCACACAGGUUGGUGAAGGAGCUUUUAGAGAAGUAGCAGCCUACAUUUUGGACUAUCCCAUGACCGGAACAAGAACUUUUCCUCAUGACCAACCCGGUUUCGCUGGAGUUCCGCCAACAACAAUGGUCAAAUGCUUGCACAAAGACUUCAACCAUCCCAAUGGUUACAGUUUCUCUCCGGAAAACACAAAGAUUGGUUCAUUGCAGAUGUUUGUGAGUAAUGUUGGAACUUGUGAAGAUAUGGGAUACGGAGUCUUCCCAGUUGAUCAGGUUCACAAGAUAUCGGUUCUAGACAUUAGGCUGGCUAAUGCAGAUCGUCAUGGUGGUAACAUUUUGGUUAGCCGAGAGGGAAAUGAUGGUCAGAUCGUUCUUACUCCUAUCGACCACGGCUAUUGCUUCCCAAAUAAGUUUGAAGACUGCACAUUCGAGUGGCUAUACUGGCCUCAAGCAAAAGAGCCAUACUCUCCGGAGACACUGGAAUACAUCAAAUCAUUGGACGCUGAGCAAGACAUUGAGCUUCUGAGAAUCCACGGUUGGGAGAUUCCGCCUCCAUGCGCUCGUGUCUUCCGUAUCUCGACCAUGCUUCUCAAGAAAGGUGCUGCGAAGGGUCUCACACCUUUUGCCAUUGGAAGUAUGAUGUGCAGAGAAACACUCGAGAAAGAAUCCGAGAUCGAACAAAUCAUCAAUGAUGCAGAAGCUAUCGUGCUCCCGGAGACAACAGAAGAGGAGUUUAUCAGCACCGUCUCUGCUAUUAUGGAUUGCUGUCUCGACCAGCAUUCUCGGAACUAA